Molecule: messenger RNA, 1894 nt
Organism: Heteronotia binoei (common prickly gecko)
Lineage: Eukaryota; Metazoa; Chordata; Lepidosauria; Squamata; Gekkonidae
Product: keratin, type I cytoskeletal 12-like
Exons: 9
Coding region: 1-1806 (601 amino acids)
Molecular function (GO): structural molecule activity
Source: RefSeq, a predicted model, not a curated record
AUGUAUUUGAAAAGCUCCCACAUGAGAAAAGGCAGCUCGAACAAUCAAAGGAUGCUCUUGCAGAGACAACACAAACCACAUAGUUCUCUGCACCACCCAGAAAAACAUGCUGCAAACAAAGAAUACGCCCUUACAAAAUCAGCAUAUAAAAGCUUGAUGCUAGUCUUACAGUUUAAACUCUCUGCAUGGUUGACACUUCUGCUUUUGCAUACUUGCUUGCACCUCUGUCUCAAGAUUAUGUCUUUCUUUGGCCGUGCAUCUAGGCAGGCUUGUUCUCCUCGAAGCGGCAGGGGAUCUAUGAAACCCUCUGGUUGUGGAAUGAAUAGCCUGGGUGGAGGGUCCAUUGUGGGAACUUUGGGUAACCGUGGAACUUAUGGCCUGGGUGGAGGGUCUGGUGCAGGAACUUUUGCAAGCAGUGGAAUGUUUAGCUUUUCUUCUGGUGGAGGAUCCAGUGUGGGAACUUUUGGUGCUGGGGUAUCCUGUGGUGCUGAGUUAGGCUGCAGUGGCAUUGGAGGGGGCACUACUGGUUGCUUUUAUCCUUACAGUCCUGGCACUGCUGGUUAUGAUGGUAGGCUUCUCUCUGGUGGUGAAAAAGAAACCAUGCAGAACCUUAAUGACCGCCUGGCCUCCUACCUGGCUAAAGUACGAGCCCUGGAAGAGGCAAACGGGGACCUUGAACAAAAAAUCAGAAACUGGUAUGAAAGAUCUAGACCACACAAUGACGGAGAACCCAGUGGCUAUAGCAAAUACUAUAGUACAAUCGAUGAACUCCGAAAUAAGAACCUUUCAGCAAGUGUUACCAAUGCUAGUGUUAUCCUACAGAUAGACAAUGCCAGGCUGGCUGCAGAUGACUUCAGAAUAAAAUAUGAAAAUGAGAUGUUCCUUCGUCAGAGUGCUGAAGCAGACAUCAAUGGGCUGCAUAAAGUACUCAAUGACUUGACUUUGUGCAAGAGUGACCUGGAAAUGCAGAUUGAAAAUGAGACUGAAGAGCUGGCCUUCCUCAAGAAGAACCAUAUAGAGGAAAUGAAAGAUUUGCAAGGCACCGCAUCUGGAGAUGUCAAUGUUGAAAUUAACGCCAUCCCAGGAACUGACCUAACCACACUUUUGAACAGGAUGAGAGAAGAGUAUGAGUCUCUGGCAGAGCAAAAUCGUAAAGAUGCCGAAAGCUGGUUCAAUAAAAAGAGCAAAGAAUUAAACAUGAAGAUCAACAUGAGUGUUAAGGAGACCAGCACCAACAAGACUGAGAUCACAGACCUGAGACGCACCCUUCAAGCUCUGGAAAUAGAUUUGAAAUCUCAACUUGCUUUGAGGCAAUCACUUGAAGCUACUUUGGCAGAAUCAGAAAGUCGCUAUUGUGCCCAGCUCCUGCAAAUGCAAGGGCUGAUCAGCAAUGUGGAGACCCAAGUGCACCAGAUAAGAGAGGACAUGGAAUGCCAAAAUACAGACUAUAGACAACUUUUGGACAUUAAGAUCCGUCUGGAGAAUGAGAUCGAGACCUAUCGGCAUUUGAUUGAUGGAGAAGCAAGUGAAUCUGGAUAUGGUAGUAGCAGAGAUCCUGGACCAAGGAAUCUAGGAUCUGGAACAAGUUCAGGAUUAAGAACCUCAACAUCUAGUGCUAAAGGCGCCACUGGAUCUGACACAGAAUCAGGUUCUAGAGGAACUGUAGCGACACAUUCUGACACAAAGCCCAGAGCCAAAGAUCCAAAGAAAACGAGAGUGGUUAAAACAAUAAUCGAGGAAUUAGAUGAGCAUGGCCGAGUAACAUCUUCCAAGAUCCAGUCCAUUGAAGAAAAUCCAGCUAUAUAAACAUCAAUAUUGGGAGUAUCAACAUUACUCAAACUAUUUUUCAUGAUGAUGUUUCAGAGGAAGCAUAUAUUUUAACUGCAGUACCAAA